AUGGCAGCGUUGCCCGAUCGCUCAACAGAACAAACGACGUCCUAUUCAGCUACCAAUAACUUGAUUUAUUCACUACGAGUUCUGAAACAAUCGCAUUUAACGUACUUGCGCCAUUUGCGCAUCAGACUCCUUGAAGGACUUGGAGACGGCAGGUUACGCAAUGAUGCGACCAUAGCACGAAGCAACUUCCUCAGCGACAGAUCCGAGACAAGCCCUACGCCCAGGCUCCAACAUCAACUGUGA
Molecule: messenger RNA, 243 nt
Organism: Chondrus crispus (carragheen)
Lineage: Eukaryota; Rhodophyta; Florideophyceae; Gigartinales; Gigartinaceae
Exons: 1
Coding region: 1-243 (80 amino acids)
Source: RefSeq, a predicted model, not a curated record